AGGUUCCACCAAAAUAUGGAACUUGAUUUUGGACAUUUUGAUGAAAGAGAUAAGACAUCCAGGAACAUGAGAGGCUCACGGAUGAAUGGGCUGCCUAGCCCCACUCACAGCGCCCAUUGUAGCUUCUACCGAACCCGAACCUUGCAGGCACUGAGCAACGAGAAGAAAGCCAAGAAGGUACGUUUCUACCGCAAUGGGGACCGCUACUUCAAGGGGAUUGUGUACGCUGUGUCCUCUGACCGUUUUCGCAGCUUCGACGCCUUGCUGGCUGACCUGACACGAUCUCUGUCUGACAACAUCAACCUGCCUCAGGGAGUGCGUUACAUUUACACCAUUGAUGGAUCCAGGAAAAUCGGAAGCAUGGAUGAACUGGAAGAAGGGGAAAGCUAUGUUUGCUCCUCAGACAACUUCUUUAAAAAGGUGGAGUACACCAAGAAUGUCAAUCCCAACUGGUCUGUCAAUGUGAAGACAUCUGCUAAUAUGAAAGCCCCGCAGUCCCUGGCUAGCAGCAACAGUGCCCAGGCCAGAGAGAAUAAGGACUUUGUGCGCCCCAAGCUGGUGACCAUCAUCCGCAGUGGGGUGAAGCCUCGGAAGGCUGUGCGUGUACUUCUGAACAAGAAGACAGCCCACUCUUUUGAGCAAGUCCUCACUGAUAUCACUGAAGCCAUCAAACUAGAGACCGGGGUUGUCAAAAAACUCUACACUCUGGAUGGAAAACAGGUAACCUGUCUCCAUGAUUUCUUUGGUGACGACGAUGUGUUUAUUGCCUGUGGUCCUGAAAAAUUUCGUUAUGCUCAGGAUGACUUUUCUCUGGAUGAAAAUGAAUGCCGAGUCAUGAAGGGAAACCCAUCAGCCACAGCUGGCCCAAAGGCAUCCCCAACACCUCAGAAGAGUUCAGCCAAGAGCCCUGGCCCCAUGCGCCGGAGCAAGUCUCCAGCUGACUCAGGUAACGACCAAGACGCAAACGGAACCUCCAGCAGCCAGCUCUCUACCCCCAAGUCUAAGCAGUCUCCCAUCUCUACGCCCACCAGUCCUGGCAGCCUCCGGAAGCACAAGGACCUGUACCUGCCUCUGUCCUUGGAUGACUCAGACUCACUUGGCGAUUCCAUGUGA
Eubalaena glacialis (North Atlantic right whale) is the source of this 1113-nucleotide messenger RNA. It is a transcript of the gene DCX, whose product is annotated as doublecortin. Gene Ontology annotation, cellular component: neuron projection; axoneme. Lineage: Eukaryota; Metazoa; Chordata; Mammalia; Artiodactyla; Balaenidae. The record is from RefSeq and is a predicted model, not a curated record. The transcript has 6 exons. Gene Ontology annotation, molecular function: microtubule binding. Gene Ontology annotation, biological process: axoneme assembly; neuron migration; retina development in camera-type eye. Bases 16 to 1113 code for a protein of 365 amino acids.